Molecule: messenger RNA, 3770 nt
Organism: Ixodes scapularis (black-legged tick)
Lineage: Eukaryota; Metazoa; Arthropoda; Arachnida; Ixodida; Ixodidae
Product: Kv channel-interacting protein 4
Exons: 6
Coding region: 1-567 (188 amino acids)
Molecular function (GO): calcium ion binding
Source: RefSeq, a predicted model, not a curated record
AUGGAGCCCGGACUUCAUCCGAUGGCCGAGCACAGCCUGGACGCCCUCUGCAGAAACACCAAAUUCACCAGACGCCAGAUUCAGCUCAUGUACAGAAGCUUCAAGCAGGAGUGCCCCACGGGUUUCGUGGAAGAGGACACCUUCAAACACAUCUUUGCACAGUUCUUCCCAUACGGAAACGCCUGCUCAUACGCCCGAUACGUCUUCAAGAGCUUCGACCGGAACAGGAACGGUGCCAUCAGCUUCAAGGACCUGCUCUACUGCCUGUCGCUGCUGUGCUACGGAAGCGUGCAGGAGAAACUGCGUUGGGCCUUUUCGCUGUACGACGUCAACGGCGAUGGCUUCAUCACACGCCAGGAGCUUAGGGACGUCGUUUGCUCGGUGUACGCGCUCCUGGGCCGCCGCUCAAGCACGGACGAGAGGGCACUGCGCGACCACGUGGACCGCGUGUUCCAGAAAAUGGACGUGAACCGGGAUGGUGUCGUUACCAUGGACGAGUUCAUGCAAAUGUGUUCCAAGGACGACACCAUUGCACGGUCCUUGACUCUUCUGGACACGACGCUGUAGCGACUGGUUGCUGCAGAUAGAAACGGCGUUCGGGUGUCUUUUGAUAUUGUGAGAUUUAUGCAGGCCGAGUGUGUUGGGCACUGACCAAAUUUGCGAAUGUCGCUUCAAACCGUCCAGCGACUACGCAAGCCAUUUGAAAAUCACUUAAAUGCAACAAGUUUUACAUACAAUUGGAUACUCGUCUGCAAAGGCUUGCUGCCACUGCGGUGCACCAUCGCUUGUUAAUGUGAAAUUCUGUACGACCUCGUAGCAUGUAUCCAAAACCUAACUAAGGCCAGGUGAUGGGAAAGCUCCUGCACUUGAAAGUACCCCGUAUGGUUGGUAGCAACCCCUGCUCAAAUACUCUUUUGAUAUGAUCGUCUGUGACACUGCUGUGUGGGAUGGCCUCUGAAUCUCGUGAUUUUCAUGCCAUAAAAAGAAGUCAGCACCACCAGACAAAGCUGCUUCUCCAAGACGACAUUUGCAGUAUUAAAUCAUUCACAACCAGCUAGAGUUUUGUAAUGAAAAUGGCAACUAUUUAAUAAUUAUAAAAAAAAUGAAAGUCUUCCUUUUUGUUCCACAACACCCCAAGAGUAUUUUGAAACAGUUUGAAUUGAAGAGUACUCUGGUACUACACAGUAUUAUGAAGCCAGUACAGUGCAAAGAGAACACAAUUUGUAGCCCCCUAGACACAUAAUAUUGCGAGCAGCUAUGUCUGAAAAAACAAAAAUCGAAAGACCUGCUUUGGGAAUUGUCACUCUUGUGGCAGGCUAGUGCAGGACACCAGGGAAGGGCACCUCGAGCCAGGCCUGGAAACAUACUGCAGACUAUUCAUACAUGUGGUGAAGGCAUGUUUCUUCACUAAUGCAGGCUGAUGCAUUAUCUGGCAGGGUACACCAAAUAGUCUCCCUCACCUAUGAUGGUAAAACCCAUUGUUGGUUGGCAGAAUACUGUUUCAAAUUCACAACUGCCUGUUCCUAGCCAUCUUAACUUCCCUUUGUUAUCCCAUGAUGCAUUUAUAUGCACAGAUUUGUUGAGUGAAACUACACUGCUCCUAAUUCUGCAACGUCCAGAUACUCACUUUUACAGAAAGCUUGAGACAUAUUGUACAAUUCAAAAAUCUGCAGUUAAAGCAUGAAAACAAAGAUCAACUGGAGCACAUAUCGAGAAGAGAGAGGCAGCUCAGUUGCAUUAUGCUGUACACAGCAACUAAGAGCACUAUUUAUGUGAAAAGCAAGCAUAGCUUUGUUGUUUUAACUUGCAGGUUGAAGGUUUGGGGAGAAUAUUCCACUGUUUCCAUUCCUCGCCAGAAAGUUCCGAGUAUUUUUUCAGUCUCUAGACAACUGAACAGACCCAACAUCUUUUGGGAAGCUGUUGUGUGGAUUGGAGACACUGCAGAAACUUUCAAGCCUCUCUUGGGCACGCUAUAGCAGUUAAACCUAGGCCACCAUAGCUAGCGUAAAGAUUACAGGUUGUUGUGCCUAGCAGAAGAGCGUGAGAGAACCAUCGCACGUCUAUUUUAGUGCUGUUGUGUGUCAAAGUGAAACUACCAUGCCGACAAAAAAGUGUCUAGUUGUUUCUGGGGGCAUCCUCAGUUCAACGGCUAAGCCAGAGAAGCUCCAGGGUUCGAUCAGCAGCAGGCGUUUGGGAGUGACACUUGCAGAUCAGGGUCGUCUGUAGCGAUGUCUCAGUGACACGUUUUGCAAAGCGCUUUGAAGCAGCAUUUGCAUGGGAGUAAGCCAGUUCCUGUAGGCAAUCAGAGCGCGGCAGUGUUACAGCCAAAACUCAAGUUGCAGGUGCACAUGUGAAGCUGUGGUAGUUUAAUGCUUUCCAUAAGCAGCAUCUGCAGGCAGGUUUGGGGCAAACACCUGUGGAGCAAGUGCUUUUACAUGAGUUCAAAGUUUCUCGACCCCUUACAUAGGAUGCGACAGCUUGACCUGGUUGCUGCCAUUUGCUGAUACAAAGUCGCCUUAACUGUGUUAGGGAGGAGUGUUUGUACAUUCAUGUCCAUUUUUGUCGCCCGCUUCGUGUUUGUACAAAGAUUAAUAUUUUUAUAUGUAAACAGUAUGCAUAAAGUUUGAGGGAUCUCUUUCAGUUAGGCCAGUGAAACCAUGGUCCUUCCUUGUUGACUUCAAAGGGCAAUUCUCCAUCUCUACUUUGUUCACCCCCAUCUGAUGGUGUUGCAUACAGCCCCUACUCAGUAUUGGGCCAAUUCUCCAGGCCCGUGUCUAGUUAUAGUGUCUAUUUUGUCUUUCAUAUUUGGGAAGAUGAUCCCUUUAAGUCACCCAUGGCCACUGGAUCUAGCUCUGGCACGGCAUUCAGUUCGCACAAAAUUCUGCCGGCUAUUGACCUGCUGCUAAAGUAGGAUUGAAAAAGAUGGGAAAACAUAAUGACUAUCCUCAGCAGAAUGCUCACUUUACCUUAUGCAAGGCAUUACUUUAAAAUAUGCAUAACUAUUCUGGAGGCUUUUGAAACAAGUCGGUGAGUAGACAUGCGUCUUGUUUAAAUCUCCUAUUAGCUCAACAUUCUUCCAACCACAAGGAGGUUUCAAGCAAAGCACAGAUCAAAUUCAUAUGUGCACACAACUGGACUUGUCUUGGCUCCGUUCAGUGGUGCACCUGCAGCAGAAAUACGCUUUCUUCACUAUAACUGCCUUGCUGAUGUGUAUGUUUCAUGUCAGUCCAUGCCAAAGAUACAUCCAGCUGCUGUGGUUCAGCCAUGCCUGCAUGCUUUAUUUGUUUGGUCCACAGUAUUGCAGACCUGCUGUAUUGAUAUCACCACCCAGUUGUCUGGACUACUUGCACAGUGGCAGUGUUGUGCAUUUGUUGGUUUGCAAAGUAUAGUGUAUAUUGGUGUUGUUUACUUGCUAUAUUUCUGUUGGGGGUGACACUACACCAGUAUCACUUAUUUGGAACAGGUGAUGGCACUGUGGGGCAAUUACAGGGGUGAGAAUAUUGCUGUGAUUAUGGGUGCAUUGAGUGAGGACCCUCAGACAUGAGACUCUAAGGCAGUGAAGGGGUCCUUGCUCAAUGCUCCCAAUGGUGAGCAUGUAUUGGGAUAUCCCUCCUCAUAAGUUUCUCCGUUAGACUGCGAGAUUCUUGUGACAUUCUUCAGUGUUUGUAAUAUGCCUUGUUGUUUGGCUGUACACGGAGGCUACUGUGCAACAUCCUUGUGUAAAUUCGAUAGCUGCUGUUGAGACGGCUCAAUAAACUGGGCAAAGUGCA